ACCAAAUCCUCGUCCGACUCCGCCGAUUCUAGCUCCAGAGAAGACGCACGGCGAUUGAAGUUGGAGCAGUUUUUCUCGAGACUGCAAACCCACACAGUUCCUCAGUUCAUCGCGGAGGUGAGGAAUCAAUUUGUGACCAACCGUGGUAGGACGAACAACACGCGUCAUUACCAUGAACAAGCGAGGUUGUUGAACGAUCCGACCUUUUUGAAGAACAACUGUCGGUUGUUCUCGGGAGGGGGUGGUACAACUCAUGUUGGUCAUCUGUAUCUUUUCGUACAUUGCGGGGCAGCUCCGGGUGGAGGUCAUCUACUGUGUUAUUUCCUUGUACAACCACCAUCAUUCCUUGCUUUUCUCACAAGGCAACAAAAAACCUCUAGAGCGAUCACCAUAUAAUACUUUCUAGGUACCCACAACACCGCCAACGCUACAGCGCACCAUACUUCCACCGCCGGCGCCGGUGGUAGUGAUGAUGUGGAGACGCGGGUGGCUAUGAAAACAGUAGCAUUAAAGACAAUAGACGACGCUAGUCGACGAGCACAGCCUGUAACGAUUCAGAGUGCAUUGGCUACACGGAAUAAGGCUGCGGCGCCUUUGAGAGGGAACUAGGUAGGAUUGUUCAAAGAGAAAAAUGUUGUGAAGAUUGAAGAUGAGAUACUUUUAGCAUUGAUAUUGAAUAGAUGAAGCGUGGUAAUACAACUGAAGUUCAACUGGGCUAUUUCUUGAUGACAAUUUUCACCAAUGCAUAGCUAGUGAGGAGUUUUGGACAAAUGCAGGCCCCUCGUUUUUUGAAGAGUAAUAAGUGAAAAUGCAAAUAUUACUAGUAGUGAGAGUUUAUAUCUAACAAGUGCCCCCCUCCUGUUACAGUAGCUUAGGCAAUAGAAGCAAAAUUAUACACACGAGUAGCGAAGCUUAGUUUAAAGCUUCUUUAUCAAAUUGGUAGAACAUCCCCCACACGCAUAGCAGGCAAGAGCACUUGUGCUGCCAAAGCUUGCAUACUCUAGAUGAGGAGCAGUUUUGAGAGUAAGUUGUGCGUACAUUAGCUACAUUGAAGAUCCGACAGACAACCCCAAUAAAAUCAUUCGCGAACGUUUCAAACACAUACUAAGCACCUCUCUCGAUUACAGCAGGCAAGGGAGCUUGUACUGCAAAAGCUUGCAUACUCUAGGCGAGGAGCAGCUUUGUAAAUAAGAUAAAGAGUAGCAAUAUACUCUAAAUAGAUAAUUUAACCGCGGAACUACAAAUAACAUCGUCCUCGUUUUCCACAAAGUAGGAGAGUAACCUACCUUGCUAUAGCCCC
Messenger RNA from Amoebophrya sp. A25, 1300 nucleotides. The record is from the annotation of a GenBank genome assembly. Lineage: Eukaryota; Dinophyceae; Syndiniales; Amoebophryaceae.